AUGUCUGGUCUCGCUUUUGAACAACCAACUGGUGGAUUUGUCUUUGACAAUUGUCGACGAAACGAACUUCUGUUGAGCAAUGGCGUUUUGCCCGGCAAGAUUCACAAGACCGGUACCACCAUUGCUGCAAUUACAUACAAAGAUGGUGUUGUUAUUGCUGCUGACAGUCGAUGUACUUCCGGAACGAUCAUUUUUGAUGAUAAUGUCUUGAAAAUCCAUCGUUUAUCCGAUAAUAUUUAUGCACUUGGUGCAGGAACAGCAGCUGAUUGUGACUUUCAAACACGUUUACUUGAAUCUCAACUUGAAUUAUUGAAAUUAAAUCAAGAUCGACAAGUUCGUGUUGCAACAGCCGUUAGAAAAAUCCAACAACAUCUCUUUAGAUACCAAGGUCAUCUCGGUGCUUAUUUGAUCAUUGUCGGUGUUGAUGUAACCGGUUCGCACAUUGCGACCGUUCAUCCGCAUGGAAGUAUCGCAUUUCUUCCGUUUGUUGCAUCAGGUUCAGGUGGUUACACAUCAUUGUCCGUCAUUGAAGAUCGUUUCAAAGAAAACAUGACCGAAGAAGAAGCCAAACAAUUAGCCCGUGAUGCUUUGUAUGCAUCAACAACAACUGAUUUGUAUUCGGGUAGUAGAAUCAAUAUGUAUGUCUUAACAAAGGAAAAACUGGACAAAUUUUUACCAUAUGAAGUUGUUGGUGUCCGAUCAGACAAACAAAAUGAUUAUACGUUAGCUAAAGGAACAACGCAAGUUUUGUCAACAAAUGUGAAAAAGAUCGAAUUCGAUAUCGUUAAUGAGAAAGUCAAGACAACAACAGGAACACACGAAGCGAUGGAAUUAGCUUAA
This is a messenger RNA of Adineta ricciae, 840 nucleotides long. NCBI's taxonomy places the organism in Eukaryota, Metazoa, Rotifera, Eurotatoria, Adinetida, Adinetidae. The record is from the annotation of a GenBank genome assembly.